AAGUUUGAAGGUACUUAUAGGUUGGCCUGAGGAACACAGUUUGGCCGAGCUUUGGGGACCUUUUGCACGCUUCCAACCUUUUGCAACCUUCCAACUCUACAACAGUUUUGUGCUAUAAACAGUAAAACAUUUUGGUAUUACUUUUACUUUGAAAAAUCAGACAGAAGAGAAAAGCAUCUUUGAAGCCUUGUUAUUCUCAAUCAUAGCCUUAAGCAACAUUUUGGCCAUAUGUUAUAUGCACUUACAUUUGGUCCCUUCAACAGAGGUACAAAGGCCAGGGCCCGGAGAUGAUGUUCUGGCUAAGCUGAUCAGGGAGGACGUGCUGCCAUGUGCCGGGGAUUUGAUUGCUGCCUGUGCCCCAGAAUUUUCAAUGCAAUGGCACCAAUAGCAUUGCCUCUGAAAAAGAUUGAUGAACUCGUUGAUUGGACAGCUGACCAAUUGUCUAAAGAACUGCAAGAUGCACUGUCUUGCAUUCCCGCACUUCAAAUGCGGAGCACAAAUCAUGGACCACAAACUCUAAUUUGCCAUGAUAUGAAAGGAGGCUACAAUGAAGACAGGUUUUUACAGGGAUGCAGUAAAAAUGAUGCAUACAAUUUCAUCCAUUGGCACAGCAUAGACUUGUUUGUAUACUUCAGCCACAGCUUCAUCUCCAUCCCACCUCCCAUGUGGACGGCAGCAGCUCAUCACAAUGGAGUGCCUAUGUUAGGUACGUUGAUCACUGAAGGGAAAGAAGGGGAGGAGCUGUGCACGGCCAUGUUUAGCAGCCUUUCAAUGGUUGAGCGAUGUGUUGCCAGCCUCAUCAAUAUUUCGAGAUACCAUAAGCUGCAUGGAUGGCUUAUUAACAUUGAGAAUAAAGUCAAUCCUGUUGCGAUAGGAUUGGUGUUGGUGUUCCUUCGAAAAUUGCGAGCUGGCAUGAAGACUAUAAGCACGGACAGUUUAGUUGUGUGGUAUGACAGCAUCACGCACAGCGGUGAUCUGCGCUGGCAAGAUGAGCUUAAUGGUCAGAACAGUUGUUUCUACGAGGCAUGUGAUGCGAUUUUCCUGAACUACAGUUGGUCAGUGGACAAAUUGGAAGCAUCUCUAAAUUAUGCCAAAAAAUUACCUCUCCAGAAACAGCGUUCGUCUCUUCUGUUAUGUGCUCCAGAGAAGACUACUCAUGUUAAUGUUCCUGAGCAAGAGAAUAACGACUGCGCAGUUUCCAGUGGCAAUUCACCUCUAAGUAUAUCCGCGUCAUCUGCAUCGCGGGCUAAUGUCAAAAGAAACUAUCCUUAUGACACAGCUUCUCCUCAUGCGGCUCACUCCGAUAAAAAUCUACUCAUGAACUCGAUUGAACUUGAAACAGAAACAGACCUCAAGGAGAAACGUCCGCCACUUACAUCUGGCAAUCUACCAUCAGGAAGCCCUGAAGAAACAAAAGUGUUCGUUGGCGUUGAUGUGUUUGGUCGUAAUUUUUACAAAGGAGGAGGAUUCAACUGCGACAAGGCCCUGGAGGUCAUCAGGCAGCACGGCUUAUCAGCGGCAAUAUUUGCCCCAGGUUGGACACACGAGGUGCUCGGCUGCUCCGACUUCCCUGCGAACGACAUGAAAUUCUGGCGCCUCUUGGGGCCUUACAUGCGAGAGCGCGGCCCUGCCUCCUGGCCCCUGCGCAGCUGCUUCAGUGGUGGCCGCGGUAGAGCUACUUACAGUCAAGGCAAGGUUAUUGACCCAAACCCCUGGUACAACCUGAGUAGGCAGAGUCUCCUGCCUAACCUGAUCAGGGACUUCGGUGAAGGCAGAACUUGUAUUCUGGACGAAACAGAAGCCUUCGAGGGCGGCAGCUGCUUGCUCGUCCAGAACUCUACUGAUGAAUGUGCCCGUUUCCUGUUAUGGAACAACUGUGCGUUGCCUGUGAGCCCUGCACGCGUCGUCAGGGUGGACGCCGCCUUCAGGUGGUGCACCGCUGCUGCUGCUGGGGGUGCCGGCGCGACGCGUGCGCUGCUCAGCGAAAUUGACUGCAGUUUGACGUUGGCCUUCAGCACUGAAGUUUCUGCAGGCGUUGAGGGUCAGACGGACCAGUGGACGUGUGGUCACUGGGACUGCCCAGCGUACGACGGCUUCAUUAACGCAGUGGCCGUGACACUACCACCACGCACCUCCCUCAAGCUCGGCCUGCUCGCGGCGCAGUAGCUCUCAAGCUCGGCCUGCUCGCGGCGCAGUAGCUCUCAAGCUCGGCCUGCCUGCGGUGCAGUAGCUAUACUCGCAGAAACACAAUAUUUUACGCUUUUUUUAAACAGGAAGUGUUGAAUUAAAUCUAUUGGCCGCGCAUUGAGUGUGCGUGAAUUCGUCUGACAGAAGAUUAUGUUAAUCGUCACCUGUGAAUACUGUCUCAAAAGUGCUUUAUUUUGGAUUGCUGAUUUUGCUGCAUGGUGAAUAACAUGCGUCUAUUAUGUCUUAGUUGUUUUCGUAUUUAUAAUAUUAUCUACGUUGUUGUAUAAUUACCGUAUCGUAAAAAUUCAAUCAUGUUUCUUAUUUUACUGAGGUAAUUAAUAUUGCGUGGGAGAAUAUCUUGACGGUACUCGGCCUCACGUCUUAAUUAUCAAUUAAAGUUUAAUGUUUUAUCGCUUGCCGUUGCCUUUGUACCAGAGCCUGAAAUAAUUCAAGUUGUGCUUAUCUGUAACUCAAGCCAUUCAUUCGCUUUUAAUGUAUGUUAAGUGAUAAAUGGGAUAUUUUUUGAUCGCGUUAGCGUUAUAUAUUAUAUUAGAUCAGUGGUUCCCAAACUUUUUCAGGCUGGCGCC
This is a messenger RNA of Hyalella azteca, 2774 nucleotides long. It is a transcript of the gene ENGase, whose product is annotated as cytosolic endo-beta-N-acetylglucosaminidase-like. The coding region runs from base 328 to 2166 and encodes 612 amino acids. The transcript is spliced from 13 exons. NCBI's taxonomy places the organism in Eukaryota, Metazoa, Arthropoda, Malacostraca, Amphipoda, Hyalellidae. Gene Ontology annotation, biological process: protein deglycosylation. Gene Ontology annotation, cellular component: cytoplasm. Gene Ontology annotation, molecular function: mannosyl-glycoprotein endo-beta-N-acetylglucosaminidase activity. The record is from RefSeq and is a predicted model, not a curated record.